CAUACACACGCGCACACACACACACACACACACACACACACACGUGGUUUGUACUCUUUAUGUGCUUUAAUUAGUGAUGUUGACAGAGUUCGGAAAGACUGCUGGCUUUGUUUUUCUCCGUGGUGGAUCGGUCAGUUUCUAUGGUUACAGUUCAGAUUUGCAUUGGCUGGUGGGGGGGGGGGGUUGUCGUUUUGAGGGGAGAGUGCAAUCCUGAAAGUGGUUCCACCAUUUGAGCCUUAGUCGGCUGUCCAACUGCAGCGAGACUACACUCUGUCUGCUGGAUCCCAGCUGGAACAAGUAAUGCAGUGCUCAGACGCGGGAGGCACGUCAGGUGCGGCGGGCGAGGCCAAGGGGGGCAGUGAAACGCUGUUCCUGCGCAGGAGUGUCAACUUGCUGGCGGCCAUCUCCUUCAUCACCGGCACGGUGGUGGGCAGCGGCAUCUUCAUCGCACCCAAGGGUGUGCUGAUGAACAGUGGCAGCGUUGGGCUGUCUCUGUUGGUUUGGGCUCUGUGUGGUGUCCUUUCCACCUUUGGGGCUCUGUGCUAUGCAGAGCUAGGCACCACAUUUAAAAAGUCUGGGGGCCACUACACCUACCUUCUGGAGACCCUGGGACCCCUGCCAGCCUUCCUGCGACUCUGGGUGGAGUUCAUUCUUGUCAGGCCUGCAGUGGCCUCUGUGGUGUGCCUGGCAUUUGGCCGCUACGUGGUGGAAGCCUUCUUUUCUCCCUGUCCCGCACCUUCAGUCCUGGUCAAACUCAUCGGAAUUCUUGGAUUGACAUUAGUGGUGGCAGUAAACUGCUGGAGCGUGACUUUAGCCUCUAGGACCCAGAUCACCCUCACCUUCAUCAAGAUGUUUGCCCUGGUCCUCAUCAUUGUCCCGGGUAUCUGGGCACUUGCCAGAGGACAGACAGAAAACUUCCAAAAUGCAUUCGAUUCUGGAACCUUGACCUUGAACAAGCUGCCACUGGCAUUCUACUCUGGCCUCUAUGCCUAUUCUGGAUGGUUUUAUUUGAAUUUCAUUACAGAAGAGGUCAUUGAUCCUAACAGAAACAUCCCACUGUCAAUCAUCGUAUCCAUGGUAACCGUAACUGUGUGCUAUGUUAUGGUCAAUGUGUCAUACUACACGGUGAUGACAGGAGAGGAGCUGCUGGUGUCGGACGCUGUAGCUGUGACUUUUGCAGGUCGUGCUUUGCAAGGCAUCGCCUCGGUGAUCCCAGUAUUGGUGGCUCUUUCCUGUCUGGGGGCUCUACAUGGGGGCUUUUUUGUGGCACCCAGGAUGCUGUUUGUGGGGGCCAGGGAGGGGCAUUGGCCAGCUCUGUUCUCCAUGAUCCAUGUCCGCAGACACACACCCUUGCCUGCUGUGCUACUGCUGUACCCGCUGGUAGUGCUGAUGGUGGCAAGAGGAGAGCUCUUCCAGUUGGUCAACUUUGCCUCCUUCUCCCGCUGGCUCUUCAUUGCCAUGGCAACCCUGGGGAUGCUUAUCCAUCGUUACCGCUUCCCUCAAAUACCAAGACCCUUCAAGGUGCCUCAGGCCAUUGCAGUUUCCUUCACGGUGGUGUGCUUCUUCAUAGUGGGACUGUCUCUGUACUCUGACCCCUGGAACACAGGGGGUAGCUGUGCCAUCACCUUGUCCGGAGUGCCUGUGUACUACCUGACUGUACAUCGGCCACGCCUGCCCCCCAGCUGGAUGACAGCCAUCAACUUCUGCAGUAGGCAGCUCCAGAUCCUGAUGGAGGUGGCUCAGCAGGAGGUCAAAACAUACUGAAAAUCCCCACCCAACCAAGAACGGCCUCCCGAUUUGGGUCCCGCCUUUUGUGUCGACAACCUGCAUGGGACAAGGAGCACUGAAUUCCUGUGUAUGUUUUCAUUUUUGUACGCAUCGUAAAUGUCUAUUUUCAUAAAAAAAUAACAUUGACAUUAUAUAUCAAACUUAUGAACUGGCUUUACUCAGUUACAGCAUAUUUUACACACAAGGAACAAGCACUCAUACCACAGAUGAAGAUGGUGCAUUGAUGGGGGAGUGUGAGCAGUCACAGGGUUCACAGGAUUUUGGGGGUCAUCUUUUACACACCGAAACCUGUGGCACAUGCAACGAUGAACCCCACUGUGCACUAUGAUUAUGUACAUUAUGUCACAAUAAAAGUUAAUGUUAUACCCUUGAAA
Messenger RNA from Anguilla rostrata (American eel), 2162 nucleotides. RefSeq names its product cystine/glutamate transporter. Gene Ontology annotation, molecular function: L-amino acid transmembrane transporter activity. Lineage: Eukaryota; Metazoa; Chordata; Actinopteri; Anguilliformes; Anguillidae. The record is from RefSeq and is a predicted model, not a curated record. The coding region runs from base 301 to 1764 and encodes 487 amino acids. Gene Ontology annotation, biological process: amino acid transmembrane transport. Gene Ontology annotation, cellular component: membrane. The transcript has 13 exons.